UGGUGCUAAGGUGGUGCUGUUAGUGGUGGUGUUGAGGAUAGUAGUGAUGGAGAUUGUAGUCGUGGUGAUGAUGGUAGUGGUAAUGCUGAUGAUGAAGGAAGUGGUGAUGAUGAAGGUAGUAGAGGUGGUGGUGACGACGACGAAGAAAAUGGUGGUAACGAUGGAAGUGGUGAUGAUAGUAAAGGCGGCGUCACACUGGCAUUCUUUCGUCAACUUUUUUCGUCAACUUUCAGGAAAUCGUUAAACUUUGUUGUGCACCGUCACACAAGCGUUUAGAACCAACUCGCCAGUUUCCCUCGACAACUGCCAACAAAGAAGAUGGAUCCAACUGACGAAGAAAACGCAGCAAUUCUACGCCUUCUUUUGUGUGUAUGAAGAGUCCUGGUGAUCCCAGAGUCAGCGGCGUUGCCUUAUCUGGUCCACCAAGAACUCCUCAGAGAGGCGUGUCCAUACUUGGGAAAUUAUGUUAUCUGUUGGCUCCGACAUGUUGUUGUUAUUCUCGCAUGGUCAAAAUGUAAACAACAAUUGACAUUUUCUUGCAAUUUUAAAAUUACGAAAUUAAACUUAAUGGAUAAUCAAGGGAAGAAGAGUAAUAAUUAAUAUAUAACAAUUUUAUCUUUAUAUUUUAAGUAGAAAUUAGUUUAUUUUUAUAACUAUUUGUAGUAUCAAUUAUAGAUCUUGAGUUGACUCUGGUAAGUUGUCAAAGUUGACGGAAGACUUGCCAGUGAAGCCAAACACCGACGAUUCUAAGUUGACAGUAAUGAAAAAGUUGACAGUAAAAAUGCUAGUGUGACGCCGCCUUAAGGGAUAUAUCUGUAUAGGAAGAAUUGGCAUAACUAAAUAAUAAAGGUCGAUUCCCUGGCUGGUAACACUACUUAUAUGACCAUUAUUUAUGAGUAUAUAUACAAAAUACUAAUAUAUCACAUUUUAUCACAACUAAUAUAUUAUUACUAGCCUAUAGAAUGAAUCACCCUGUACUGUAGUUUACGUUUUAUGAGAAUUAAUAUAAUACCUUGUUAAUAAUCUAACUCGGGUCUAAAUCUACGUAAUUAUUUCAUUCAUUUAUUUAUUUGCAUUUUUAAGGUUUCUAGAAAUGAAGUUUGUAUUAUAGAGCAACAGGCGGUGUAUAAAUUUGAGAACACUAGGUAAAUUAAUAUGUAUUGAUGUACAAGGGGGAAAAGCUACAAAAAGUUCCUUAUGAAGAUAUUUGAGAACCUACGAGGCGCCAUACUUGGAGAUGCCGCCAAACAGGAACGUCACCCAAUCAGGACUCCAAUAAGACCUAGGGAACUUCAAUCAUCAGUCACUGCCGCCGGAGAUAACCAAUUACAGAACGGGAAUGACAUAGAACUAACGACCAAUUACAACACUAUGCAAGAGGUGCCGAGACCGACGGCAGCAGUACAGGACGCUGAAGGAGGCUAUGUGGGCCCUGCCGCCGAGUCCCGGGAGGCAAGAGGAAGACCACCGUCCCUGUCCAAGUACACCACCAGGGGUCCACAGGACGGCUGGUGGUGGCAGCGUGGUGGCGUUAGUUGUACAACAGGAGAGCAGACAUUGGUGUUCCUGAGCGGCUGUCUGCUGGUACUGUUGCUGUUUCUGCUGGUGACUGUCUUCUUCGUGUCCUCAGGUGUGUGGAGGAGGAGGAUCAGCACCUGUACCAGCCGUGAGUGUGUCAAGACAGCGGGGGAGGUCCUCAGGUCACUUAACGAAGAGGUGUCACCGUGUGAGAACUUUGUGGACUUCGUGUGUGGAGGCUGGCUGCGUCAACACCCUAUACCCGAGGGUAAACACCGUUGGGGAGUGUUUGAUGUCCUCGACCAACAAACACUCGUGGACCUCAGAGCACAAUGGGACACGGUAGGUCUGAGGCCCCUGCUAGACCUGGUAGUGAAGGAGGGAGGCCUGCCUAUGGUGGACCCUUCAUGGACAGGUGACCACUACCAGGUGAUGACCAGUCUGGCCAGACUGAGAAACACCCUGGCAGGAGAAUACCUCAUCAGUCUCAUCGUCAAGCCUGACAGUCGCAACACCUCCAAACCUGUUAUAUACAUAGGAGAGGGGAUGCUUCCGGUCCAGCGAGUCUUCCUCACCCCUCAGGUCUCCACCAGUCACAAGGAAGCACAGAUCACCUACAUGAGGGAGACUGGAAAGGAACUACUGAAGGAGCUGCGGCAGGAGAGAAACAACACCUUCAUCUACACGCUGUACAGGGACAUUGACGACCUAUGGGACUUCUACGUCAGGGUGGCCGAGAUCACCACACCAAAGGCCCCGGAAGAGAACCCUUGGGACACUUACCACCCCAUGACGGUAUAUGAACUACAGAACUUCACCGACUCCGUCAACGCCUCCUUCAGGAUAAAUUGGCUGGGGUACCUGAAUCAAGUGUUUGAAGGCACUACCAUCACUAUCACCUGGGAGGACCGGGUGAUUGUCGAGUAUCCCAAGUACCUCAUCCAGCUACUGCUACUUCUUCAGGAUACUCCUAAGAGAACUAUUGCCAACUAUCUGCUGUUCCCUGUGGUAGUGGAGAUGGGGGAGGAGACUAACGUACGGUACCUCACACGUCCUCACCACGCCCUCCCACGCCUGCAGUCCACCUGGUCACUUGGGAGAGCUAAGUCGUGGCCAUGGCAUGACUGUACACAGAAGACAAGGAUGCUGCUGCCUCUGGGUGUGGCCAGUGUAUAUGUUAGACACAUAUACAAACAACAGCUGGGAGAUAUGGCGAAGGAGGUGGUGGAGGACGUGACUGGCGCCUUCAGGAAGAUGUUGACCUCGUCGCUGUGGAUGGACAGCGACACCCUAAAGGAGGCGCUGCAGAAGUUAGACAAUAUGUACCAUCUAGUGGCCUUCCCCGAGCUGGUACUGAAUGACCAGCUGUUGGAACAGUACCACCUGGGGCUGCCUCCCGUCAGUAAGGUGGACCACUUCGGCAACAUGGUGGGUCUGGUGACCUGGUACAGUCGACGAUCACUACAGCAGCUGACUGUACUACCAUCUAGGGACAGGUGGCCGAGAGGACCCCUGGAGACAAACGCUUUCUAUGCCCCUUUACAAAACAGUAUAGUGAUCCCCGUGGCGGUGCUGCAAGAACCCAUCUUCCACCCGGAGAAGACCACGGGCCUUAACUACGGCAGUCUGGGCGCCAUCACUGGUCACGAGAUAACACAUGGCUUCGAUAUCAAUGGACGCACGAGGGGCUGGACAGGGUCACUACAGCGCUGGUGGACCAACUCAACACUACAACAGUACACCAACAAGACCAGCUGCUUCGUCCAACAGUACUCCGGCUAUGACGUGUCCAGCUUACUGCCUCCCCAAGACCGUCCUCCCUACCCCAUGAUGAUUAACGGACUCAAAACGAAGGGAGAGAAUAUUGCGGAUAAUGAUGGUCUGAGGGCGGCAUGGGUGGCGUACAGAUCACGUAUGGAGAAGGACGGAGAGGAGGUGGUGGAGUUGCCCGGCCUGCAGCACUAUACUCAAGAUCAACUCUUCUUCAUUGGCUUCGGCAAGGUAUGGUGCUGUCAACACACGCGCUUCGCCCUCGAGUACCUGCUGGCGGUCGACCCUCACUCACCCAACCCUUACCGCAUCCUGGGCGCCCUACAAAACUCCCGCGAUUUCUCUGAGGCCUUCAACUGUCCCUCCGAGGCCCCUAUGAACCCCAGCAAGAAGUGUGUCUUAUGGUGACGUGAUGAUCUGUGAUGCCGUGAUGAUCUGUGAUGAUGCGGUGAUAUGUGAUGACGUGGUGUUAAGUGUAGAAACAUUAAAUAGAUAAUUAUUGACAAUGUUUUUAACACGACCAAAAUCUAUUGAUAUUUGGCAGCGCUAAUAAAAGUUUAAAAUAUA
Homarus americanus (American lobster) is the source of this 3855-nucleotide messenger RNA. RefSeq names its product endothelin-converting enzyme 1-like. Gene Ontology annotation, cellular component: plasma membrane. The coding region runs from base 1198 to 3696 and encodes 832 amino acids. Lineage: Eukaryota; Metazoa; Arthropoda; Malacostraca; Decapoda; Nephropidae. The transcript has 20 exons. The record is from RefSeq and is a predicted model, not a curated record. Gene Ontology annotation, molecular function: metalloendopeptidase activity. Gene Ontology annotation, biological process: protein processing.